AUGCGAGUCUUUUUAACAAAUGCUUUUGGGCUGCUCAGCAAAUUUGGUGACUUUCAGCAUGCCCUGAACGCACAUAAACCUGAUGUUGCGAUAGUAACAGAGACUAAGUUCACUCCAGAUAAGUGUACCGCCUCAGAGUCUACCAUUCCAGGUUACGGAGAGCCCCUGCGGAUGGACUGCACUGCUCAGGGUGGACGCGUUGCCAUAUGGUGGAAGUCUACUCUCGCAGUUGCACAGAUUGACCUCCAUGCCACUCCUGUGGACUCUAAGAACGCAGUUCUAUGGUGCACUAUCCAGUCCCAGUCCGGCAGCGAUAUCACCUUGGGAGCUGUGUAUCGUUCUAGCUCGAGUGGCGACUCUGACGUCUCCCUACUGGAGCACCUAGACCACUGCCUGGAUGCUGUUCCACCCUCCGCCCAAGUCAUCCUGGCUGGCGACCUCAAUGUCCACAGCACUGAGUGGCUUGGCAGCACCAAGACUACCACUGCUGGGCAACGCCUGGAAGAAAUAUGUGCGACGCACGGACUGAUCCAACAUGUUGAUCAGCCAACAAGAGGAAAGAACACUCUUGACCUCAUCCUGUCAAACUUGCCACACCCCGUCACAGUACAGGCAUUUUCACCCCUGGGCAAGUCAGACCACUGUGUGAUUCUUGCUGAGUUCAGCCCAGUCACGCUCCAUACUGAGCCCGUGUCUCAACGCCGCGUCUGGCGCUACAACCAGGCUGACUGGGGCCGCAUGCGUCAUUUUAUUCGUCAGACAGACUGGCAGCACAUUCUUAGCCACCACCCAGAACACGCAUGCGUACAACUUACUUCCCGCAUCCAGGAGGGCAUGGAUCGCUUCAUCCCAUCGAAGCAUCUGUCAGUCAGAACGUGUGACCCUGUCUUGUGGACUCCUGAAUGUAGUACAGCUGUGUCUGCAAGAAACCGUGCUUGGCGACACACCCGUGCACACCCAACUGAUCUGCAAUUGUCUGAUACCUACACUGCAACCAGCCUGAGAGUUGCCACUGUGCUCCAUGCAGCGCAGCAGGCUCAUGUAUCUUCAUUGCGGAACAAGCUGUCGAAUGGAAACCUACGUGACAAAGCAUGGUAG
Messenger RNA from Sycon ciliatum, 1098 nucleotides. RefSeq lists its product as uncharacterized. Gene Ontology annotation, molecular function: catalytic activity. The transcript has a single exon. Gene Ontology annotation, cellular component: extracellular matrix. NCBI's taxonomy places the organism in Eukaryota, Metazoa, Porifera, Calcarea, Leucosolenida, Sycettidae. Gene Ontology annotation, biological process: cell adhesion involved in heart morphogenesis; larval heart development. The coding region runs from base 1 to 1098 and encodes 365 amino acids. The record is from RefSeq and is a predicted model, not a curated record.